Nicrophorus vespilloides is the source of this 615-nucleotide messenger RNA. RefSeq lists its product as uncharacterized. Gene Ontology annotation, biological process: sleep; positive regulation of voltage-gated potassium channel activity; regulation of synaptic transmission, cholinergic. The transcript is spliced from 3 exons. The record is from RefSeq and is a predicted model, not a curated record. The coding region runs from base 64 to 492 and encodes 142 amino acids. NCBI's taxonomy places the organism in Eukaryota, Metazoa, Arthropoda, Insecta, Coleoptera, Silphidae.
AUGAUCAUUCGAAAAGUUUUCCUCUUUUAAAACCAUCAAUUAGCCAAACUUAAAGUGGAGAAGAUGAAGUAUUUGUAUUGUGCGUUGGUGCUUUGUGCUGUGUUCGCUACAGGUUGGUCAAUUAAGUGUUGGGAUUGUCGCUCGGACGCUGAUCCAAAAUGCUCGGAUCCCUUCGACAAUACAACAUUCGCAAUCACUGAUUGCAAGCAACAGAAAUUGGCGCAUCUUGGUAAUCUGCAGUCGACGAUGUGCAGGAAGAUCAGGCAAAAAAUUCAUGGUGUGUGGAGGUACAUCAGAAGCUGCGCUUAUCUCGGUGAACCUGGUAUCCAAGGUGAUGAGAGGUUUUGUUUGAUGAGGACUGGCACGUAUAACAUAUUCAUGGAAUACUGCACGUGCAACAGCAAGGAUGGAUGCAACACGGGAAGUCUGAAAGGUCUCUCCCCUUCGUUGCUCAUAUCCAUAGUAUGUUUCUUCCUAUUGAAGAUCGUUUGAUUCCAUAACGAUUAGACAUAAGUUUUUUUUUUUAUUAUCCAGUGAUGUUCAAAUCCGUCCAGUUUUGUAUUUGAAUCUUUAUUCAACAUGUAAAUAUAUAUACAAUACGUUUUUUUUAUAUAU